GCCGAGAAGAAGUUCAAGACGAAGGAGCUCUCCGCGCGGACUGGUAGGUGGAGAUGUGAGUAGUGAGAAGAAAAAGGAUUCACUUCUCUCUCUUUGUGUAUGUGAAAUUAUCCCGACGCAAUUAAGUACUCAGCCCCAAUUCGGAGUUGGCGAGGAAUACCUCACGGACGCCUGAUAUGUCCUCGUCCUCCAGCUCCGGUUCCGACUCUGACUCUGGCUCAUCGGCCUCCGGCGAAGAGCCUCGCGCGGAGCUCAAUUCCCAACCGAUGGAAGAGCAGCUCGGUUCCUUAACUGUCUCUGAAGAGCUGGAAGCCGCAGAUGGCAUCACCAAUGGAUCAGCAGCUGAGGACCGUGCUGCUGAGAGUCACGGCGACGGCGAGGAGAGUAAAAUCCCUGACGGAGAGAGGAAUGCGGUGCAAAGCAACGAUCCGGCUCCUGAGAUGGCAGUGGAAGGAGACGAGGGAUUUGUUGGAGAUGCCGCAGUUCUCCUGGAAUCUGGGGCUGCUGCUAUUGGUAAUGGCGCUGGAGAGAGUGAAAGAAGCUUUAAUCGGGAUAUGAAUGCCGUGGCGGUCCACAGUUCUGUUCCUGAGAUAGCAGAGGCGGGAGAGGAGGAGCCUGCUGGAGAGGCUAGUCCUAUGCGGAGUAGUGACUCGACCAUGGAUCGUAAAACAGAGAUAGGUGGAGCUGUCAAUCACAGUGGUGAGAGUAAAAGCUACGGCGGAGAGAUGUACGUUCCGGAGGAAAAUGAUUUAGCUCCUGAGCUUGUGGUGGCGGGAGAGGAGUGCGAUCGAGAAGCUCAGGCGAUGUGGAGGAGCAACUCGACUUCAGAGCUGGACGUUGAGAGGCGGUCAAGCCCUAGCAGCAGCGGGUAUGCAGGCGAGAGAGGGAGCAGUGGUGCCAGUAGUGCCUCUGCGGAGACUGAAGAAGAUGAGAUACAGGAAGACAAUCGUUCUGCAAAUGGUCUCUACGAUUCUCAGGCAGCUUGGGUUCCUGGAAAACGGCAUGUUGACGAGGAUGAUGCUUCAGUUUCAUGGAGGAAGAGAAAGAAACACUUUUUUGUUCUCAGUCACUCUGGCAAACCAAUAUACUCAAGGUAUGGAGAUGAGCAUAAGCUGGCAGGGUUUUCAGCAACACUGCACGCCAUUAUUUCCUUUGUGGAAAAUGGGGGAGACUCUGUCAAACUGGUUAGAGCAGGAAGACACCAGGUGGUUUUUCUUGUGAAGGGGCCAAUUUACUUGGUUUGUAUCAGCUGCACUGAGGAACCCUAUGAUUCUCUUAGAGGGCAGUUGGAACUUAUAUAUGGUCAGAUGAUACUUAUAUUAACAAAGUCAGUAAAUAGAUGUUUUGAGAAGAACCCGAAGUUUGAUAUGACACCUCUUCUUGGAGGAACAGAUGUUGUGUUCUCUUCCCUUAUCCAUUCCUUUAGUUGGAACCCAGCUACCUUUCUUCAUGCGUAUACAUGUCUUCCACUUUCUUAUGCGACAAGGCAAGCUGCGGGUGCUAUCCUGCAAGAUGUGGCCGACUCUGGUGUCUUAUUUGCAAUAUUAAUGUGUAGGCACAAGGUGGUCAGUCUUGUUGGUGCACAGAAAGCUUCUCUGCAUCCCGAUGAUAUGCUGCUACUUGCUAAUUUUGUCACCUCAUCAGAAUCAUUUAGGUCAUCUGAGUGCUUUUCACCCAUUUGCCUCCCAAGAUAUAAUCCUAUGGCGUUUCUGUAUGCUUAUGUGCAUUAUCUUGAUGUUGAAACAUACUUGAUGUUACUCACUACUCGUUCAGAUGCUUUCUUCCACCUAAAGGAUUGUAGGAUGCGUAUUGAAAAUGUCCUGCUGAAAUCAAAUGUUCUAAGCGAAGUGCAAAGGUCGAUACUAGAUGGUGGGAUGCGUGUUGAAGACUUACCCAUUGAUCCAGUGCCUCGCUCUCGGUCUUUAUUCCCCCAUUUAGGGCAUCUUAAUCCCCAUACCGAUUCUCAGCAGAGUCUUAAAGGAGCGCAUGCAGGCAUAGGUGGUCCGGCAGGGUUGUGGCAUUUCAUAUAUCGGAGUAUAUUCUUGGAUCAGUAUGUGUCUUCAGAGUUUUCACCACCGAUCAACACUCUGCGACAGCAAAAAAGACUGUAUAGGGCUUACCAAAAGAUGUAUGCGUCGAUGCAUGAUAAAGGAAAGGAGCCUCAUAAAACUCAGUUCAGAAGAGAUGAAAACUAUGUUCUCCUCUGCUGGAUUACCCAGGAUUUUGAACUUUAUGCGGCAUUUGAUCCACUUGCAGAUAAGGCCUUGGCCAUAAAGACGUGCAAUCGGGUCUGUCAGUGGGUGAAGGAUGUCGAAAACGAGAUCUUUUUGCUGGGAGCAAGCCCCUUUGCAUGGUGAACUUCCAACCGAAGCACACACUGUAACUAAAACCUGUACUCUAGCUUUCCUUUAUAUCAUAGCCUAAUAAAAGUCCAUUCCUCCAUAUCUUCUCGUCCCCGUUUCCUUGAUGAGCAGGCCGUAGCUUUUACCCUGCACGGCCUUAGUUUUUGACAUAGAAAGUAAUCGGCAAUGGCAGGAAACGAUUUAUGGACCUGUUUGGGACCAUCUGUUCUUUUUUGUUAUGUUUUUUAUAUUUACAUCAGAUGAGUUGGAGCACGACCUAGUCGAAAGUAGUUCAUUUUAUGCAUAGCAAAUAUCUUUUUUAUUUUUUUUUCCUCUGGGACUGGACAAUAUUGUAUCUUCAAACAUUCUCAAGUAUUUAAGAUCGGGCACUUGUCUA
Molecule: messenger RNA, 2739 nt
Organism: Punica granatum (pomegranate)
Lineage: Eukaryota; Viridiplantae; Streptophyta; Magnoliopsida; Myrtales; Lythraceae
Source: RefSeq, a predicted model, not a curated record